UGGAAGUGCUCCGGGUAGACCAUGCACAUGACUGUAGUCUCUUGUAGCGGAGGAGGCUGUCAGAGGCACUUACUUCGCAGCUGGUGCUGUCAGGAUUUACCCUAUGCUUUUUCACUUGUUCUGUCAUCGUCUGCAUUUCUCAGCCGCUGGAUGUUAAAAAUGGACCAGAAUCCCGAUCUUCCGACGACAGAGAUGUCAGAUAACAACACAGAUAACAACACCACAGCUGAAUCAACAGAUCCUCCUCAGAGGUUCACAAGGAAAGAGAUUCUCACCUUAAUAUCAAUGGCGUCUGUCAACUUUGGCUCUAUGAUUUGCUACUCAAUAUUGGGCCCAUUUUUUCCCACCGAGGCAGUGAAGAAAGGAGCCAGUCAGACUGUAGUUGGUCUCAUAUUUGGGUGUUAUGCUGUCUCCAAUCUAAUUGGUUCAUUGGUACUGGGAAAAUAUAUUGUCCAGAUUGGUGCAAAGUUCAUGCUUAUUGCAGGACUUUUUGUAUCAUCGUGCUGCACUAUUAUAUUUGGAUUUCUUGAUCGGGCUCCUGCAGGACCUAUAUUCAUCAGUCUGUGCUUUAUUGUGAGGUCGCUUGACGCUGUCGGCUUUGGAGCUGCUAUGACAUCUGCUUUCGCCAUGACUGCAAAAAUAUUCCCAAACAAUGUGGCAACUGUUCUGGGUAGUUUGGAGAUUUUCACAGGACUCGGCCUUAUCCUGGGACCACCACUGGGAGGGUGGCUCUACCAGUCUUUUGGUUACGAAGUCCCUUUUUUAAGUCUUGGAUGCUUGCUGUUGAUUAUGGUUCCUUUCAACAUUUACGUCCUGCCAUCCAUUGAGGCAGUCCCAUCGAAGGAUUCAUUCUUUCGACUACUCACCCACGUGAAAACAAUCCUGGUUUGCUACGUGGUAUUCACUCUCAGUGCAGGUCUGGGCUUUUUGGAUGCCACUUUGUCACUGUUUGCUAUUAAUAGGUUCGGUCUCUCAAAUGGCUACGUGGGACUAAUAAUGCUUGGUUUAUCUUUACCAUAUUGUCUGGCAUCACCGCUGAUUGGGUAUUUCACAGAUAAAUAUCCUGCCACUAGGAUGGCGGUCUUGGUGACAGGUGGAAUCGCUGCUACAAUUGGCUUCUGUCUUCUUGGUCCCGCCCCUUUUCUUCACAUCCAGAGUCACCUGUGGUUGCUGGUCGUCAUGCUUGGUCUAAUUGGGUUUUCUCUGGGUAUGAGUGCAAUCCCCACGUUCCCUGAGAUCAUCACAUGUGCAUAUGAAAUAGGAUUUGAAGAGGGGCUAAGUACACUUGGAAUGGUGUCUGGGUUAUUUGGUGCAGUGUGGUGCACUGGGAUGUUUUAUGGCCCCAUUGUGGGAGGAAUUAUUGUUCAACAUCUCAGCUUUGAAUGGGCUGCUACAGUUCAAGGAGCGUUGGCAUUUUUGGGUGCAUUUCUCAUCUUCAUGUACUCUGUCUGUCAACGGACAAAACGAGAAAGGGUCCAAGAAAACAGCCAACAAGCAGAUGAAAGAACCCCUCUCCUAUGAUCCUGUGCUCCAGCUCCAAGUUAAACAUCUUAUCAGCCAUUUUUUGUUAUCAGGCUGAUAUUGUAUUAAUGUUGUGAGUCCUUUGGUUAUUUAUAUGUGGUUCUAGGGCAUGCGUUGUAGUAGGAACUACCAAACAGGUAUUUUAAGUACUUUUGCAGGUAUUUAUAACUCUAUAGCCUGCUUCUUAUCAAUGCAGUAACACUGUGUAAUGUAAAAUGGAGUGGGUCCAAAAAUAAUUUGGGGAGCAACACGGAUAUUAAAAAUGAAACCAGAAGUUCACUACACGAACCCAGCUUGAUUGUGAUCUAAGUUAGAGCCCUGUGCAGGUAGGAAUCCACAGACACAGACUCCUGCCAAAGUAUUUAAAACUGCCUGAUAAUAGUUUCUUCAACAUUGCCACGAUGACUCACACACAAUGACACCAGCCACUUGGUUAGUAAGAGUGAGUUUUAUAAACAGUGGUUUAAUUGUAAAGCGGUGCAAGUGUACUGAUUUAAGGUGGUGCAUCUGAAUGUAAGUGUUUCAUAUGGGUGUGUGAGUAUGACUUUAUUUACUAUACUAAAACAGUGCAAUUUACCUAAUAAUCACAAACUAUUGCCGACCACAAUUGUGCCUUUUGUAGAGAUAUUCAUAGGAUUUCUACAUCAACAUAAUAUCAACCAAUAUCAACAUCUGAUUACCUCAUUCAUAGAAAUGUGAAGAAAACCAUGUGAUAUAAGGAUAUCUUUGCUCAUAAUGAACCUUUCAUACUGUACUAAUUCUUCAAACAGGGAAUUUAUUGCAGAUUUCACUGCAGUUAGAAAUGUUGAAUGUUUUGCCUUCUUUUCUGCCUGCAUUAUAGAUUUAUUUAACACUGAUAUUGAGAUUUUUUUUCACUCACUGACAAUUUAAGGGACUGCAAAGACUGAUUAUGAAUAAAAAAUGGAAA
Messenger RNA from Pundamilia nyererei, 2449 nucleotides. RefSeq names its product MFS-type transporter SLC18B1-like. The coding region runs from base 22 to 1521 and encodes 499 amino acids. Gene Ontology annotation, molecular function: transmembrane transporter activity. Gene Ontology annotation, biological process: transmembrane transport. The transcript has 14 exons. NCBI's taxonomy places the organism in Eukaryota, Metazoa, Chordata, Actinopteri, Cichliformes, Cichlidae. The record is from RefSeq and is a predicted model, not a curated record.